This is a messenger RNA of Elephantulus edwardii (Cape elephant shrew), 6642 nucleotides long. It is a transcript of the gene ASXL3, whose product is annotated as additional sex combs like 3 (Drosophila). Gene Ontology annotation, cellular component: PR-DUB complex. Bases 22 to 6642 code for a protein of 2206 amino acids. Gene Ontology annotation, biological process: positive regulation of transcription by RNA polymerase II; animal organ morphogenesis. NCBI's taxonomy places the organism in Eukaryota, Metazoa, Chordata, Mammalia, Macroscelidea, Macroscelididae. The transcript is spliced from 12 exons. Gene Ontology annotation, molecular function: DNA binding; peroxisome proliferator activated receptor binding; chromatin binding. The record is from RefSeq and is a predicted model, not a curated record.
GAAAAACACCCCAACUCACCAAUGACAGCAAAGCAGAUAUUGGAAGUGAUUCAGAAAGAAGGAUUAAAGGAAACAAGUGGAACCUCUCCAUUAGCCUGCCUGAAUGCAAUGCUUCACACUAACACUCGAAUAGGGGAUGGAACCUUCUUCAAAAUCCCUGGAAAGUCAGGCCUCUAUGCGCUCAAAAAAGAAGAGUCAUCAUGCCCAGCUGAUGGAACGUUGGAUUUAGGCUGUGAGUCUGAAUUAGAUGGCACAGAAAUGGCUGAGGCAAAUGCUAAUGGAGAGGAAAAUGGAGUUUGUGCAAAGCAGGUAACUGACGAAGCGUCUUCCACUCGAGAUUCAAGCCUUACUAACACAGCAGUGCAAAGCAAGUUAGUGUCUUCCUUUCAGCAACACACCAAAAAGGCUCUUAAACAGGCUUUGAGACAACAGCAGAAAAGAAGAAAUGGAGUCUCAAUGAUGGUAAACAAGACUGUUCCCCGUGUGGUUUUGACACCAUUAAAAGUGUCUGACGAACAGUCGGAUUCGCCUUCAGGAUCUGAAUCUAAAAAUGGUGAACCAGACAGUUCAGAUAAAGAAAUGAAACAUGGGCAAAAAUCUCCCACAGGAAAACAAACAAGUCAGCACUUAAAACGAUUAAAAAAGUCUGGUUUAGGACACUUGAAAUGGACCAAAGCUGAGGACAUUGACAUAGAAACUCCUGGAUCUAUUCUUGUCAACACUAACUUGAGAGCAUUAAUAAAUAAACAUACAUUUGCUUCCUUACCUCAGCAUUUCCAACAAUACCUCCUGCUUUUGCUCCCAGAAGUGGAUCGGCAGAUGGGAAGUGAUGGGAUUUUACGCCUCAGUACUUCAGCUCUAAAUAAUGAAUUCUUUGCGUAUGCAGCACAGGGGUGGAAACAGCGGCUGGCAGAAGGAGAGUUUACCCCCGAAAUGCAAUUGAGAAUAAGGCAAGAAAUUGAGAAGGAAAAGAAAACAGAGCCUUGGAAAGAAAAAUUCUUUGAAAGGUUUUAUGGAGAAAAGUUGGGUAUAUCAAGAGAAGAAUCAAUGAAGCUCACUUCUGGACCUAAUAACGACGGUGCUGAAAGCAGUUCCUCGUGUGGGACUUCUAGUCUUCCAAGUUCUUCUGCACAGACACCCCUCGAAGAACAACAGCCAAAAAGCAUGAAAAGCCCAGCCUCCUCGGAGCCAGAUUUCUGUGCCACACUCUGCCCAAUGGUGGAGAUUCCAUCUAAAGACGUAAUGGCAGAAUCCGAAUCAGAGGAUGUCUUGAUCCCCGAAGAGUCUGUAAUUCAGGAGGAGAUCACCGAAGAGGUAGAGACUAGUAUCUGUGAAUGUCCGGAUGAAAAUCAUAAGACAAUUCCUGAAUUUUCUGACGAGUCUGAAGGUACAAACAACUCACAGGAAGAACCCCAAAUCUCAACUCCUGAAGAGAAUUUGGAGUCCUGUGUGAUGAUGAAUGACGUUUUAGAAACAUUGCCACCUCUCGAAAUCAAGGUGGACGAGAAAUCAGAGUCUUCCCAAGAAGAAAUGUCAGUUGUUAUUGAUCAGAUCGAGGUCUGUGACUCUCUGGUAUCUUCCACUCCAUCUGUGACUCACACUAUCAGGGACACAGAGCCUAAAGAGCCAGAAACCCCAGUAGAGACCUCUACUCCAAAAAUCCAAGCAGGGUCACCCUCUUUAGAGGGUCAGUUUCCAAAUGAAGGGAUCGCUGUGGAUAUGGAACUGCAGAGUGAUCCUGAUGAACAGCUUUCUGAAAACGCUUGCAUAUCUGAAACGUCCUUCUCUUCUGAGAGCCCAGAAGGCGCCUGCCCCAGCCUAACGUCCCCAGGUGGAGAAACCCAGUGCACCUCCGAAGAAUCCUGUACUCCUGCCUCCCUUGAGACAGCGUUUUGUUCUGAGGUGUCCAGCACUGAAAACACAGAUGCAUAUAAUCAGAGAAAGCCCACUGAUGAAACCCUCCAUGCGUCUUUGAUGUCAGAAAUAUCUCCAGUAUCCACCUCACCGGAAAUAUCAGAGGCAUCUCUCAUGUCCAACUUGCCUUUAACAUCAGAAGCAUCCCCGGUCUCAAACUUCCCUUUACCAUCAGAGGCCUCACCACUAUCUGAUUUGCCACUGACAUCAGAAACUUCUUCAGUGUCUUCCAUGCAUCUCACAUCAGAGACCACAUUUGUAUCCAGUUUGCCACUUCCUUCAGAAACUUCUCCAAUUUCAAAUUCUUCCUUGAGUGACAGAAUGGUGCAUCAGCAGAGAAAGUCACCUUCCAUUUCUGAAGAGCCACUCGCCUCCCAGAAGGAGGAACCUUCCGUCCCAGCCUCGCCGCUGGGAGAGAGCCUCCUCUCUCAGCAGAAGGCUCUGUUGACUGCUCCCGAACCUGUCAAAAUAGGUUCUUCUUCCAUGGCCUCCGAAGCAUUUCCACUUGAAGAUUUGCACAGUAAGACCCUGAGCCAGCAACCUUGCAAAUCUCAUGCUGAAAGUGAGAAACCCUUCCCUCCUAUUCCAGAACUUCCUUCUCCAGAAAUUUUAAAGGCGAAAAGUCAUAGUGUCCUGCAGAAAACAGAAAAGAAAGGUGUGUCUUCACCAUUGGAAUUACCCGCCUUUUCUGAAGAGUCCGAGAGUCAAGGAACUGAGCUGCCAUUGGCUAAACUGCAGGACAAGCAAUAUCCUUCACCAGUAGAAAAGACUUCCUUUUCAGAAGGCCCUAGAAAUAGAACGCAUAAACAGGGAAGCACACAGAGUCGAUUGGAGACCUCACAUAGCUCCAAGUCAUCAGAACCCUCAGUAUCACCAGACGGGAUAAGAAAUGAAAGAGAAUCUGAAAUAUCCAAGAGGAAAACGGCAGAGCAGCAUAGCUUUGGCAUCUGUAAGGAAAAAAGGGCCAGGAUAGAAGAUGAUCAGUCCACCCGUAGCCUGCCUGCCAGCAGCCCACCUGAGAAGGAACUGCCUCCAAGGGAGGAGCCCAGGGUUCCACCUCUCAAGAUCCAGCUUUCCAAAAUCGGACCACCUUUCAUCAUCAAGAGCCAGCCCAUCUCGAAAGCGGAGUCGCGGGCAUCCACCAGCACAUCGGUGAGCGGCGGGAGGAACACCGGAGCCAGGACCCUCGCGGACAUCAAGGCCCGAGCCCAGCAAGCCAGGGCUCAGCGAGAGGCGGCCGCUGCUGCGGCUGUAGCUGCAGCAGCCAGCAUUGUCUCUGGAGCCAUGGGGAGCCCAGGUGAAGGUGGAAAGGCCAGAACCCUGGCCCACAUCAAGGAGCAGACAAAGGCUAAGCUCUUCCCCAAGCAUCCAGCCCGAGCCCACCUUUUCCAGACCCCUAAAGAGGCCUGGUUGCCCCAGGUCAGCUCCAAAGAAGGGCCUCCCAACUUAGAUGUCUCUUCCACACCAGAAACAAAAAUUGAAGGCUCCACUGGUGUCAUCAUUGUUAAUCCAAACUGCAGGUCUCCUAGCAACAAACCAGCACCCCUCCGGGAGUCCACCACUGUAUUACAGCAGCCUCUCAACCCGCCGAAAGUUCCAGAAGCCACUGACUUACCUGUGCAUAGCUCUGAGGACAGUAUACCUGUGUCGCAUUUGUCUGAGAAAAUUGUCUCAUCUACCUCUUCUGAAAACAGCAGCGUGCCGCUGCUUUUUAAUAAAAAUCCCGCCCCUGUGUCUGUGUGCAGCACUCCUGUGUCGGGAGCAAUUAAAGAACACCCCUUUGCAGGCUCUGUUGAUAAAGCCUCCGUUCUCAUGUCUGUGGACAGUGCAAGUACCACCAUUUCUGCCUGUAGCCUCAGCAUGCUCAACACCAUCCAGGCCGCUGACACUCCGUGCAUAGCCAUUCUUCCAAAAUGCAUUGAGAACACCCCAGGCCCAGCCACUACAGAGAGCCCAAGCAUAUCAGACUCCAUGGAGGAGAAGCAGUUGCUGAUCUCAAGCACCAAUGCCAGUACCUUAGUCUCCAGCCCAUACACCUCUGUGCCAACCUCCUCCAUUGGAAAUAAUUUGCCAAACCAUCUCUCUGCCAGCUCGGUCUUGAUUCCUCCAACAGGAAUGAACAGCCGAUUUCCUACUGAGAAGUUAGCCAUGCCUGGGAGUGAAGAGCAGGCCCCCGUCUCCAUGGGUACCACUGUGAGACCCCCCCUCAGCUGCAGCGAGCCGGUGGCAGCCCCGGACUCUCUGGUCACACGCCCACCCAUUGCCAUGUUUACUGGAAAUAUGUUCACCAUCAACUCUUACGACAACCCGCCCAAGUUGAGUGCUGAAAGUUUGGACAAAAACGCAGGGCCUCGUAGCAGAGCAGAUAAUUCUGGAAAAGUUCUGCAGCCACCCGGGGGCUUCACCCCAGCAGCCAUCAACAGAUCGAUCCCCUGCAAGGUCAUCGUGGACCACAGCACCACGCUGACCUCCAGCUUGUCGCUGACUGUCGCCAUUGAAAGCACAGAAACCAGUGUGGACCUGCAGAGCCGGUCAGUGAGGACAGAGCCUCCCGUCCAACCCAUGGCGUGUCCCCAGGUGUCAGUCAUCAGCAGGCCGGAGCCAGUUACAAGUGACAGCCUCGACCAUGGGCCUAGCUUUCUUGCUACACCUGCAGCGAAACAAGACUGUAAAACCUUGCAGGGCACCUGUACAAACCUCCAGGAAUUACCCCUCAUGGUCCCCGAUAAGUUGAACGAGGUGCCGGCGCCCAGUCACAGCUUUACUGAGCGAGCACAUGGCCCGACUGCCUUCAAAAGUGAAGCCGACACGACCUGUAGUAAUAAUCCGUAUAACCCAGGGAACCGGAUCUGCUGGACUGAGGAUGCCGUGCGGAGCACAGGCCAGCCGCUGGUGAGCCACUCUGGGAAACAGAAGGACUAUCUAGAACAAAGCUGCCCAAAACCCAUCAAAACUGAACAUGCCAGCUACCCCCACGUGUCAGAACUGCACCCCAGGAAUCUUCUAGCAAACGUCACCCUCCCUGUGAAAGCUGAACCUCACGAGGCGGACAAGGGCUUUAGAAUGGACACUGAAGACUUCCCUGGGCCCGAGUUGCCCCCUCCCGUGCCAGAAGUCACCUCCAGUGUGCCACCAGCCCAGAACACCAAGGUGGCCACCUCCAGUCCUAUGGAAGAGCCCAUUUCCUUGGCUCCAGACCCCCUCAAAAGGGUGCCCAGUGCCGGGAGUUCAAGCUGCCGCCUGUCAUCGGUGGAGGCGAACAAUCCGCUGGUGACACAACUCCUGCAAGGCAACCUGCCUCUGGAGAAAGUGCUGCCGCAGCCCCGACUGGGCGCCAAGCUAGAAAUCAACAGGCUUCCUCUGCCUGUUCAAACUACCUCAGUGGGCAAAACCGCGCCAGAGAGGAGCCUGGUGGAAAUGCCGUCCAGCUCCCCAAAUCCAGACGGGAAGGGCUAUUUGGCAGGAACCCUGGCCCCACUCCAGAUGAGGAAGCGGGAGAACCACCCAAAAAAGAGAGUGGCCAGGACUGUCGGGGAGCACAGCCAAGUGAAAUGCGAGCCGGGGAAACUGCUGGGGGACCCGGAGGUCAAAGGGGUGCCUUGUGUCAUCAGCUCGGCCAUGAACCAGCUCGGCCACGGGCAGCCGUACAAGCAGGAGUGGCUGGGCAAGCACGCCGUGCAGACCCGGGUGGCCCACAGCCCGGAGGUGAAGCCGCAGAAGCGCCUGCUGCCCUCGUGCAGCUUCCAGCAGAACCUGUUCCACGUGGACAAGAACGGCAGCUUCCACCCCGAAGCUGCCCCCUCACACAGACAGCAGUUUUACCAAAUGCCCAUGGCCGCCCGGGGCCCCAUGCCCACCGCCGCCCUGCUGCAGGCCUCCGCCAAGGGCCCUGCAGGCUGCAACGCGUUUGCAUUCAACAGGCACCUUGAACAGAAGGGCCUGGGCGAGGUCGGGGUUCCCCCUGCACCUCACCAGCUAAGGUUAGCCAACAUGCUGUCCCCCAGUGUCCCGGGCAAAGAAGGUGAGGACGUGGGGGGCGCUGCCCAUGCAAUGCCAAACAAAGCACUCGUGCACCCUGCACCCCCACCCCCACCUCUACCUCCACCUCUUCCCAAUGCAGAAGUCCUGUCCGACCAGAAGCAGGCCCCCGUUACCAUGGAAACCACGAAAAGACUCAGUUGGCCCCAGUCCGCGGGCAUGUGUAGUAGCAAUAUCAAAUCGGAACCGCUUUCUUUUGAGGACGGCUUAAGCAGCAGCUGUGAACUGGGCAUGAAACAAGUCUCCUACGACCAGAGUGAAAUGAAAGAGCAGUUGAAAGCCUUCGCGCUGAAAAAUGCAGAUUUCUCUUCUUAUUUGCUUUCUGAGCCGCAAAAGCCUUUCGCCCAAUUAGCUGCUGCUCAGAAGAUGCAGGUGCAGCCGCAGCCGCCGCUCUGCGGAAAUUACCCCACAAUACACUUUGGGAGCUCGAGCUUCAAAAGGGCGGCCUCGGCCAUUGAGAAGUCCAUCGGGAUGUUGGGGAGCAGUUCCAACCCCGCCGCGGGCCUGCCGGGCCAGAACGCCCCGAUGCCCGUGCAGAACUUCGCCGACAGCAGCAACGCGGACGAGCUGGAACUGAAGUGCUCCUGCCGGCUGAAAGCCAUGAUUGUGUGCAAAGGCUGUGGGGCCUUCUGCCACGACGACUGCAUUGGGCCUUCGAAACUCUGUGUCGCCUGCCUGGUGGUGCGAUAG